UUGUCUUACUCUCACUCUCAUAUAAUUCCUUUCGCUCUUUCCUUUUUCUUUCGCUCUGUUUCCUUUCAUCUGUUUCUCUAAUCUUCAUUCACUUCUUCAAUUCCAUCUCCAACCAAAUCCAUCGAAUGCUUUAUUUUUCCUCCCAAAACAAUUCUUCAGUUCACGCUUUGUGUAAACUGAAUUUGUUGGAUUUUACCAACUCUCCCAAACUGGGUACACUUGAAAACGGUUUAUGAACUCUAAUUCAGCAUGAAGUUCACAUUUUUAGUUUAUUCAUGUGCAUCUUCAAUUUAACUUAGAUUUGUAUGUAGCUUCCGUCUUUGUUCAUCUAUGAAGGCAUAGUGAUAGUCUCACUCAAGCUUUCAGUAUUCAUUUUAGGAAUGAUAUGUAGAGUUGAUUCUGUUGAUCACUGCCUGAUCAAACCCUAGUGGCAUAGGUUUUAGUUUCUUGUUUGUUUUGAAUGAUUUUUAUGUGAGGACUAUUGUUUUGCCAUGUAAUGUUUGUGAAUAUCCAUUAAAUAUAGCCAUUGAUGUCAUUUGUAUGAACUAUCAUAUUUUUUAGGCGUAUGAAUUAAUAUUUUGCUGUGGAAGUUUUUGUAGAUAUGCAUAAAACAUAGGCAUUGAUGUCAUUUUUGUGUGGGCUUCCUGUCAUUGAGUGUGUUUAUUGUCUGGCCUGUGCUCGUUGGGCAUGGAAAAAAUGUCUGUACAGUGCAGGCUAUGAGAGUGAAAAUUGGGGGCUGGCUACUGCACAAGAAUUUGAGCCUGUUCCUCGGAUCUGUCGGCUAAUCUUAGCUGUCUACGAAGAUGAUAUUCGUAACCCUCAAUGGGCUCCCGAAGGAGGUUAUGGCAUUAAUCCUGAUUGGGUUAUCUUACGGAAGGACUACGGCGAUAACCAAGGCCGUGUUACACCAUACAUGAUAUACCUUGAUCAUGAUCAUGCUGAAAUCAUACUAGCUGUUAGUGGACUCAAUUUAGCAAAGGAAAGUGAUUAUGUUGUUUUGCUUGAUAAUAAGCUGGGACAGGCUGAAUUUCAUGGUGGUUAUGUUCAUAAUGGGUUAUUGAAGGCAGCUGGAUGGGUUUUUGAUGCAGAAUAUGAGGUUCUUAGGAAGCUAGUGGCAGAAAAUCCAACUUAUAUGUUAAUAUUUACAGGGCAUUCUCUAGGGGCUGGGGUGGUGGCAUUGUUGACAAUGCUAGCAGUUCAUAAUCGAGACAAAUUGGGUAUACCGAGAAACAAGAUAAGAUGCUUUGCAAUAGCUUCUCCUCGGUGUAUGUCUCUCAACUUGGCUGUAAGAUAUGCAGAUGUGAUCAAUUCUGUUGUACUCCAGGAUGAUUUUUUACCUCGGACGACUGCUGCUUUGGAAGAUGUCUUCAAAUCACUUUUAUGGAUACCUGCACAUUGGAGGAGAAGAAGCUCAGAGAUCCAAGGCGUCUAUAUGCACCUGGUCGGCUCUAUCACAUUGUGGAGCGAAAACCAUUUAGUCUCUUCUGGUUGCAGGAUGGGAAGAUUUCCACCUGUUGUUAGGACAGCAGUACCUGUUGAUGGGAGGUUUGAGCAUUUAGUUCUUUCUUGCAAUGCAACUUCUGAUCAUGCCAUCAUUUGGAUAGAGAGAGAAUCCCGACGGGCACUCAGUUUAAUGCGAGACAAAGACGAGCAUAUGGAGAUUCCAGCAAAGCAGAAAAUGGAGAGACAUGAAUCCAUAGCUCGAGAACACAGUGAAGAGUACCAUGCAGCCCUUCAGAGAGCAGUUGCUUUGGAUAUUCCACAGGCAUACUCCCCUUCAUCAUAUGGAACAUUUCAUGAAACUGAUGUUGGAGAGGAUUCUGGAAGAUCAAGUGAAGGUUCUUCCUUGUUUCAUAAGAAACGAACACAAAGUUGGAAUGAAUUUGUUGGACGAUUGUUUGAUGUGGAUGAUUCAGGUCAUAUGGUGUUCAAAAAGACACCUCCAUGAAUUAUUUCUCCCUACCUAAGCUUAAUAAAGCACUAUUUGUUUCUUCUUUGGUUCA
Molecule: messenger RNA, 2003 nt
Organism: Vigna radiata var. radiata (mung bean)
Lineage: Eukaryota; Viridiplantae; Streptophyta; Magnoliopsida; Fabales; Fabaceae
Exons: 5
Coding region: 623-1948 (441 amino acids)
Biological process (GO): lipid catabolic process
Source: RefSeq, a predicted model, not a curated record